Messenger RNA from Drosophila montana, 5592 nucleotides. It is a transcript of the gene chb, whose product is annotated as chromosome bows. NCBI's taxonomy places the organism in Eukaryota, Metazoa, Arthropoda, Insecta, Diptera, Drosophilidae. Gene Ontology annotation, biological process: microtubule cytoskeleton organization. Gene Ontology annotation, cellular component: cytoplasmic microtubule. The coding region runs from base 992 to 5497 and encodes 1501 amino acids. The transcript has 3 exons. The record is from RefSeq and is a predicted model, not a curated record. Gene Ontology annotation, molecular function: microtubule binding.
AUCACAGCCGCUUACCAAGGUUAUUUAUAUUUUUUAAAAAUACGCGCAAAUCGAAGAGUUGCCAGACCGUUGCUAGAGAGCGGAGACAACAUCGUCAGCACACUUGCGAUGAAAUAUCGAUAGGGCAGCAGCACAUGCAACUCUGCAUAAUAUAUCGAUGUGGUUCGUAUCGAUUAAUGGCAACAACCGAUGAGCAAGAAGAGGCAAUUUUUCGCAACGCGCAACAAAAUCGGUGUUAAAUUCAUAUAAAAAGUGUAAAAACCAUUUCACAAAUAGGCUCAAGAACAACCAAAUAUUGAAAAUGUGCAACAAAAUGUGAUGUUUGUUAUACAGAACAACCGCUACGCGGCCAAAUUGCUAAUGCAAAUCUGACCCAUGAGCAAUGAGAGAAGGAGAGAGCAAGAGAACAUAUAGCCAAGCACAGCGCGUCACUGAAAAAGUUCACGAAAUCAGCCAGCAACAGCAGCAGCAGCAGACGAGACUUUGAAGACGUUGGAAUUUGUGUUGAACCCGCGGCAGCCCGACGGCGCUGCGACUGCGACGGCGACGUACACCUCCAGCAGUCAGCAAUAACGUGAAACUGCGCGCAACAACAACAACAAUACAAAUAAAGAAGUGGGUGAGAGGAGGCAACAAUAAGAGCAAAACUGUGAUCUCUCGUCUGGCAAUUGUUCAAUUGGCUGUGCUUUGAAACGACAUAGAAUUUAUUUAAUACGCGUAUUUGUGUGCAUUACAAAUUGUUUGUUUAAUUUCCAACUGGAAAAUCAAUUUUUAACAUUGGCCAAGGCGGCCAAGCAGCAGCAGCAGCAGCAGUUGUUGUUGCUGGCGUCAGACCCAACCCAAAACAAAAAUUGAGCGUAAAACGAAGAGAGGGACACGAAGAAGAACAAGCAGCAGCCGGAUUUGCAAAAAAUCUGCAACGGACACACACACACACACACACCUCACACGAGAAUAGUGAGAGCGAGGGGGAAAAAGACAGUCGGAGAGAAUGGCGUACCGCAAGCCAACCGAUUUGGAUGGCUUCAUUCAACAGAUGCCAAAGGCGGAUAUGCGCGUCAAGGUGCAAUUGGCUGAGGAUCUGGUGACAUUCCUCAGCGACGACACCAAUUCAAUUGUCUGCACAGACAUGGGCUUCCUCAUUGACAAUCUGAUGCCGUGGCUGACGGGCAGCCACUUCAAGAUCGCACAAAAGUCACUCGAGGCCUUCUCGGAGCUGAUCAAGCGUCUGGGCAGCGACUUCAAUGCCUACACACAAACUGUGCUGCCCCACGUGAUCGAUCGCCUGGGCGAUAGCCGGGACACGGUGCGCGAGAAGGCGCAGCUGCUCUUGCGUGAUCUGAUGGAGCACAAAGUGCAAACGGCUCAAUCGUUAAUUGAUAAACUGGCCACCAGCUGCUUCAAGCACAAGAAUUCCAAAGUGCGCGAGGAGUUCCUGCAGACACUUGUCAAUGCCCUGCACGAAUAUGGAACGCAGCAGCUGAGCGUCCGGGUCUAUAUAAUGCCGGUCUGUGCACUGCUCGGCGAUCCCACGGUGAAUGUCCGCGAAGCGGCCAUACAGACGCUCGUGGAGAUAUACAAGCAUGUGGGGGAUCGCCUGCGGCCAGAUCUGAGGCGUAUCGAAGAUAUGCCCGCCUCCAAGCUGGCCCUGCUCGAGCAGAAGUUCGAUCAGGUCAAGCUGGAGGGUCUGCUGCUGCCCUCCGCCCUGCGCAAUUCCAAUGGCAAUGGCCUGGACGAGGCGGACAACAUUUCGCUGCGGGAUCGACCCACAAAAAUCGUGAAGCGACAAUUGCACUCGGCAACAACGACUACGCUGCGUCCAAAGCCAAGUGCCCACGAUAUGGCCGGCGAUGCUGGCGCCGUGACGAUGGACAAUUUUGAGGCCAGUUUUGAGCAGGUGCCGCAACUGACUAUAUUCCAUGCCAAGGACAUGGAUGAUAUAUUCAAGCAAAUAUUGUUAAUCAUAAGCGAUAAAAAUGCCGACUGGGAGAAGCGUGUGGAUGCCGUCAAGAAGGUCCGCUCAUUGCUGCUCAUCAAUUUUCAUGCACAGCCGCAAUUUAUGGCUGUGCAGCUGAAGGAACUAUCACUGGGCUUCCUGGACAUACUGAAGGAGGAGCUGCGCUCGCAGGUGAUACGCGAGGCGUGCAUCACAAUCGCGUACAUGUCCAAGACGUUGCGCAACAAACUGGACGCCUUCUGCUGGAGCAUACUCGAGCAGUUGAUCCAGCUCAUCCAGAACUCGGCCAAGGUGAUUGCAUCCGCCUCCACGCUGGCGCUCAAAUAUAUUAUCAAAUACACACAUGCGCCCAAGCUGCUGAAGAUCUACACGGACACGCUGCAGCAGUCCAAGUCGAAGGACAUACGCGCCACGCUCUGUGAGCUGAUGGUGCUGCUCUUCGAGGAGUGGCAGACCAAGGCGCUGGAACGGCACGCGAUCAUCUUUCGCGACACGCUCAAGAAGUCGCUCAGCGAUGCGGACAGCGAGGCGCGGCGGCACUCGCGCCUGGCCUACUGGGCGUUCCGACGACACUUUCCCGAGCUGGCUGAUCAUAUAUAUGGCAGCCUGGACAUAGCCGCACAGCGUGCGCUCGAGCGGGAGCGCGAUGGCGGCGCCUCGAAUGGCAGCAGCAGCAGCCAGCAGUCGUUGGAUUCGCGACGCACGGUGGCCACAUCGCGCAUUGGACGCACAACGACCGCAUUGCAGAAGCCGACGCCCAGCAUGCGCUCCAUUUCGGCGGUGGACACGGCAGCGGCACAGCGCGCCAAGGCACGUGCCCAAUACACGCUCUAUUCGCGCCAGAAGAAGCCGGCGGCGACGCUGCAGUCAUCAGCCGGCGGUGGCACAGCUGGCGGUGGCUCAUUGCCGCGCCCACGUCUCAAUUCGCAUAGCAACAGCGGCGGCGGCGGCGGGGGAGCCCACCAGACUGUCUCGCCGGGCACAGUGACGCCCAGCACACGGAUCGGACGCACACGCGCCGGCGUUUCGCAAUCGCAGCCCGGUUCGCGCUCCACCUCGCCCAGUACCAAGCUGCGCGAUCAUUAUGGCAUGGGCAGCUAUUACAGAGGCGUCGGCGGCAGCGGCGCCACAGGAGCCAUACCCAAGAAAGCAUCCGGCAUACCGCGCAGCACGGCCAGCUCCAGGGAGACGAGUCCCAAUCGCUUAGGCGGCGGCGGCAACGGUGGCGGCAUAAUGAAACGCAGCAUCUAUUCAACGGGUUCCAGUGCGAGACGCACACCCGAACGCAAUAAUCCUGUGCGCAGCACAGCCGCAUCACGUAUGCUGGCCCAAUCCCGCGAGGCGGAGCAGUCGCUGGGCAACAACGAUGCAGAGACACCGGACUUCGUGUCGGGGGACUUUAUGCGCACGGGCGGCAUACGCAUGGGCCGGAAGCUGCUGGGCCGGGACGAAUCCGACGAUAUUGACUCGGAGGCGAGCUCGGUCUGCUCGGAGCGUUCCUUUGACUCGAGCUAUACGCGCGGCAACAACUCCAUGUCCAACUACUCGCUGAGCGGCUCGCGCAAUCGUCUCGACUGGAAUAGCCAGCGGGCGCCGUUCGACGAUAUCGAGACGAUCAUACAGUACUGCGCCUCAACGCACUGGUCGGAGCGCAAGGAUGGCCUGAUCAGCCUCACCCAGUAUCUGGCCGAUGGCAAGGAGUUGACGCAACAGCAGCUGCAGUGUGUCCUGGACAUGUUUCGCAAAAUGUUUAUGGAUACGCACACUAAAGUCUACUCUUUGUUUUUAGAUACGGUCACCGAGCUCAUCUUGGUGCAUGCACCCGAGCUCCACGACUGGCUGUUCAUAUUGUUGACGCGCCUGUUCAAUAAGCUGGGCACCGAUCUGCUCAACUCGAUGCACAGCAAAAUAUGGAAGACACUGCAGGUGGUCCACGAGUACUUUCCGACACAGCUGCAGCUCAAGGAGCUGUUCCGCAUCAUCUCGGACAACACGCAGACGCCGACAACCAAGACACGCAUUGCCAUUUUACGUUUCCUCACCGAUCUGGUCAACACGUACGGCAAGAGCAGCGAUUUUCCCAGCGAUCAAACGCAGAGCUGCGAGCGAACCGUGCUCAAACUGGCCCAAAUGUCCGGCGAUCACAAAUCGAUUGAGCUGCGCUCACAGGCCCGCCUGUGCCUGGUGGCGCUCUACAAUCUGAAUACGCCGCAGAUGACCAAGAUGCUGGCCGCAUUGCCCAAGGGCUAUCAGGAUACGGCACGUCUGUGCAUCCAAUCGAAUCUACGGCGCCAGAGCAGCGGGGCCAAUUCGCCGAGCAGCUCACCGCUGAGCAGCAGCAGCCCGAAGCCGUUGCAGAGCCCCAGCGUUGGUCCGUUUGCCUCGCUCAAUAUGCACAUGAAUUCUAGUCCACGUUCGCGUCAGUCCUCUGUGGAGCAGGAGCUGCUCUAUGGCUGCUCCGAGCUGGAGGUGCAGCACAAUAUACAAAAGACCUCCGAGGAGAUACGUUCCUGCUUCGCUGGUGGCCAGUAUCAGUCGCUGGCGCCCAAUGGCUACAAUGGACACCAUCUGCAGUUCACCAUGGAUCAGCAGCAGCAGCAGCAUCAGCAGCAACAACAGUUGACAGCGCAGCAGGACUCGCUGUCGUCCAACUCGAAAACCCAAUCGUCGGCCAACACCACGCAAUCAAAUACACCGGAAUCGGCCACCAUGCGCUUGGACACGGCAGCUCCGGCCAUGCAACAGCCAGCGCCCAAAGUAUCACUGACUAUCGCCUCGAAUGGCGAACUGAUACUGCCCGGCAAUCUGCUCGAGAGCGAAGUGAUGCGCGUCGCCCUCACGCUCAACAAGGAUCAGCCCGUCGAUCAGCUGCAAACGGCGCUCAACAAUCUGGGCAUCUGCAUACGCGGCGGCAACUGCGAGCUGCCCAAUAAGCAUUUCAAAUCCAUAAUGCGCAUGCUCCUCCACAUGCUGGAGGCGGAGCACACGGAUGUGAUCAUCUCUGGCCUGCAUGUGCUGAGCAAAAUUGUGCGCAGCGACAAGAUGCGGCACAACUGGCUGAACUUCCUCGAGCUGAUUCUGCUGAAGAUCAUCAAUUGCUAUCAGCACAGCAAGGAGGCGCUGCGCGAGAUUGACACCAUGAUACCAAGACUGGCGCCAGCUCUGCCCUUGGAUCUGACCAUUAACAUUGUUAAUCCGGUGAUAGCGACGGGCGCCUUUCCGGCCAAUCUGUGCGCCAUCAAAAUACUGCUCGAGGUGACCGAACAGCAUGGCACCGAGAUCUCGGAUGCCCAUCUGGACGCUGUGUUCCCCAAUCUGGCACGUUCCGCUGAUGAUGUGCAGUCGAUGGUGCGCAAGGCGGCCGUCUUUUGCAUUGUCAAGCUGUAUCUUGUGCUCGGCGAGGAGAAGCUCAGUCCCAAGCUCUCAGCAAUGAAUCCCAGCAAGGUGCGUCUGCUGAAGGUGUACAUUGACAAGCAGCGCAACUCCAGCAAUUCGGGCGGUGGCUCCACAAAGAACUCCUCGGCGGGCUCCUCCUCAUGAUUGCGAGCCGCACACAAACAGAAAGACACCAGCGCGGCUUUGUCUCUUAGCUUAUGCAAAAAGUGAAAAGUUAAAAACAACAACAACAACAACAA